Molecule: messenger RNA, 2147 nt
Organism: Notodromas monacha
Lineage: Eukaryota; Metazoa; Arthropoda; Ostracoda; Podocopida; Cyprididae
Source: the annotation of a GenBank genome assembly
UAUUUCGACAGAUACGAUUUGUGCUUUCACGUCGAUCGCGUUUAGCGCGUCGAUCGGCAAUAGUGUUUUUCAAACUUGUUUUUCAAGCUGUGAUGCGAACAAAUAGUUCAGUGCCGAAAGGCGAGCAAUCAUUCCAUGAUUUUGUGCCGCUUGUGGAAUCAUGAAAGUUACCGACUUUUUGCGAAUCAUCGCAAUUGCGACUGUUCUAUCGAUCCAAGCGUCCGAAGGACUCAUUCGGAAAUGCUUCUCGUGUCGGUCACGCGGAGACCGAGGUGAUUGCAAGGAUCCGUUUCGUGUGAAUCAAACAUUGGUAAUUGAGGAUCAAGAGUACCAACGUCAAGUUGGGAUUAAAGCCAUUCCUUGUGCUUCCGGUUGGUGUGGGAAAAUCCUCGAAGGAGGAGGUGACAAAGACGAUUUUGAUCAGGCGACCCAACGGAUCUGCCUGCAGCGGCCUCCGUCGGACGCCGAGGAACGUUGCUCCGAAACGUUGGUGGGUCCUUACCGACGGGUGUUCAUGUGCUUCUGCCGUGGGGACUUGUGUAAUUCGUUGGUAUCCGACAUAAUCCCUGUGUUCCUCGGUGCGAUUAAGAUGGAAAAGAUUAAGUGUGGACCCGUUGUCGAUGUAUUGGGCGAUGAGAUGACCAGAUUGAUGAACUUGAUGAAAAUUUUUCCGUUCAGGAUUAUCUGGACGUCCAUCAAGGAUAAGCUGAUCUUGCCCUACAUCGAUUGCGAAUUGCAUGUGUUCGAUCUGGGAAUCGAAAAUCGUGACGCGACCAGUGAUCAAGUGACGAUUGAAUGUGCCAAAGCCAUUCAGAAAUACCACGUCGGGAUCAAAUGUGCGACCAUCACCCCGGAUGAAAAGCGCGUGGAAGAAUUCAAGCUGAAGGAGAUGUGGAAGAGCCCAAAUGGUACAAUUCGCAACAUUCUCGGAGGAACGGUGUUCCGUGAGGCCAUCAUUUGCAAGAAUGUUCCUCGUUUGGUUACUCCGUGGACGAAGCCGAUCAUCAUUGGUCGUCAUGCUCACGCUGAUCAGUACAAAGCAACUGAUUUUGUUGUGCCUGGACCGGGGAAAUUGGAGAUUAAGUGGUCGCCUGAAGCCGGCGGCGAAGGAAUCGAGCGUGUCAUUCAUGAAUUCACCGAUGGCGGUGGAGUCGCUCUUGGCAUGUUCAAUACGGAUUCCUCCAUCAAGGCAUUCGCUCAUUCGUCAUUCAAGUACGCCCUGGAUCGUGGCUACCCGCUUUACAUGUCGACCAAGAACACGAUCUUGAAACGCUACGACGGACGCUUUAAGGACAUCUUCGAGGAUAUCUACGAAAGGGAGUACAAAGCAGCGUUUGAGGAGAAGGGAGUCUGGUACGAGCACCGCCUCAUCGACGACAUGGUGGCGUAUGCCAUGAAGAGCGAAGGCGGCUUUGUCUGGGCCUGCAAGAACUACGACGGGGACGUACAGUCAGACUCGGUGGCCCAGGGUUACGGAUCUUUGGGUAUGAUGACAUCCGUCCUUCUUUGUCCUGACGGCCGAACAGUGGAAGCCGAAGCUGCUCAUGGAACAGUGACACGUCACUACAGGGUGCAUCAAAAGGGUGGUGAAACAUCGACGAAUCCUAUCGCUUCCAUUUUCGCCUGGACCCGUGGUUUGCUCCACCGCGCCAAGUUGGAUAACAACCCAAAGUUGGAAAGCUUUUGCCACAAACUGGAACAAGUUUGCAUAGAGACUAUCGAAGCCGGAUAUAUGACCAAAGAUUUGGCCAUUUGCAUCAAAGGAAUGGCAGGCGUGAAGCGAGAAGACUACUUGGAGACCUUCGCAUUCAUGGACAAGUUAGCCGAAGGCUUGAAAAAGAAAAUGAUGGACUGACUUUAUGCCAAAAUGUGAACAAAGUUAUAGCGUGAAAACGUCGCAGUUUUCUCAGGGCCCGCUUUCCCAAAUAUUAUCAUUCCCCCAACAUUUCUGUCUGCACAAUUCAACAUACCAAUGAAAGCACGUUUUAAUACUCGUCUGAAUGAAGCAAACUUUCCAUAUACACUCGAUCAACCUGUGAUUUUUGAAUGCUUUCUUUAGCCAGUGGGAGAGGAACUACAGGAUUAUGGAUUUUUCGGGUUCAACCGGGGAACAUGAAGUGGAAUUGGAAUAAAAAUGUCCAUCCAAA